Molecule: messenger RNA, 1333 nt
Organism: Magnolia sinica
Lineage: Eukaryota; Viridiplantae; Streptophyta; Magnoliopsida; Magnoliales; Magnoliaceae
Product: rRNA 2'-O-methyltransferase fibrillarin 1-like
Exons: 7
Coding region: 147-1076 (309 amino acids)
Biological process (GO): box C/D sno(s)RNA 3'-end processing; rRNA methylation
Cellular component (GO): small-subunit processome; nucleolus; box C/D methylation guide snoRNP complex
Molecular function (GO): rRNA methyltransferase activity; histone H2AQ104 methyltransferase activity; RNA binding
Source: RefSeq, a predicted model, not a curated record
AAACAGAGCAAAAGAAAGCCUAAAACCCUAACCCCUCCCCCAAAACCCUAAUUCCUCUGAGAGAGAUAUAAAACCCCAAUCUCCUCUCUCUACUCCUCCGCCGUUUCAAAAACCCUAAACUCUCUCUCUCUCUCAUAUUUCAGACGAUGAGACCUCCAAGAGGUGGUGGAGGCCGCGGCGGAGGCGGAUUCCGGGGUCGGAGCGACGGAGGUGGAGGCAGAGGAAGAGGAUUCGGUAGAGGCGGCAGGGAUGGCGGCAGAGGCGGUAGGGAUGGCGGCAGAGGCCGUGGCGGUGCCAGAGGCGGGGGCCGUGGGCGGGGAGGGAGAGGUGGCGGGAUGAAAGGCGGGAGUAAGGUCGUGAUCGAGCCGCAUAGGCAUGAGGGUGUGUUUGUGGCGAAGGGGAAGGAGGAUGCGCUUGUCACGAAGAACAUGGCAGUCGGGGAAUCAGUCUACGGAGAGAAGAGGAUCGCAGUUCAGAAUGAGGAUGGAACAAAGGUUGAGUACAGGGUGUGGAACCCCUUCCGUUCAAAGCUGGCAGCGGCUAUUCUUGGUGGCGUUGACAAUAUCUGGAUUACUCCUGGAUCUAAGGUUCUCUACCUUGGAGCUGCUUCAGGGACCACUGUAUCUCAUGUAUCUGACCUUGUUGGACCUACGGGAAUGGUGUAUGCGGUAGAGUUCUCGCAUAGAAGUGGUAGAGACUUGGUUAACAUGGCAAAGAAGCGAACAAAUGUUAUACCCAUCAUUGAAGAUGCUAGGCAUCCUGCCAAAUACCGGAUGCUGGUCAGCAUGGUGGAUGUCAUAUUUUCUGAUGUUGCCCAACCAGAUCAGGCGAGGAUCUUAGCUUUGAAUGCCUCAUAUUUUUUGAAAAAUGGAGGUCAUUUUGUGAUAUCAAUUAAGGCAAACUGCAUAGACUCCACCGUUCCGGCAGAGGCAGUUUUUGCGCAAGAAGUGAAGAAACUGCAGGCUGAUCAGUUCAAGCCUUCAGAGCAGGUGACCCUAGAGCCCUUUGAACGUGACCAUGCCUGCGUCGUCGGUGGAUACCGGGUGCCAAAGAAACAGAAAGUUGCUGCAUCAUAGAGAAAAAAUGGGUUCGUAUGCCUGCAGCCCAGCAAUUUCGAUCAUGGUUUGGGUUUGUUUUGGUUUAAAAGAAGAGCCGCCUGUGUAGUUUGCAUCAGCACUCAUCAGUUUUCUGAGGAAGGUAGAUUAAAAGGCAAGUGAUCUCAAUAUAUUGAGUUUCCAUUUUGUUUGUAGUAGAAUGUUCUUGAUUUUCUGACCUUUAUCAAAAUAGUAGAUUGUUCUGGUUUUCAGAUCCUUAUCAAAUUACUUUUGCUUGA